UUUUCUCCCUCUGUUUUAAAGACAGUGACAGCAUCGGAGAAGUAUCCCGGCGGGCCAGGCUGGGAAAACGCGUCAGCCGCCUCUGCCUGGGGCGGGAGCCGGUGGCCGGCCGGCAGGGGCUCGGGGCGGGGACGCGGGAGCGCAGAGAAGGGGACGGAGAGGGGGAGAGCGCGAGAAGGGCAGCUUGGGUCAGCGGGGAGGAUACCUAGGAGCGAGGCAGGGGGCGUAAGCUGGCGCCGAGUCCCUGGGAGCGCCGGGUGCGAGCCGGCCGCCGCAACCGCCCGAGCCACCCGCGCCGCCCGCGCCCUAGGCUAGCCGGGCGCCGGCGGCCGGGGCGGAGAGGCGGGGCCGGGGCGGGGUCCCCGCGCGGGCGGCGAGUCUGAGUGAGAGCCGGGAGCCGCGGGCCCGGGCCGCGCCCGGAGCGAGCCUCGGAAAUGCCUGCGCCCGGGGAGCGGACGGCAGCCGCCCCGCGGGCCCCGAGGAGAAGCUGAAGGUCGUCGGGAAGUGAGCGCCCGGUCACCUGACCCCCAGGGCGCACCUAGGCGGGGCGGGGCCCAUGAGAGGCGGGCGGCCGGGGGCCGGAGCGCGGGCAGAGGGGCCGGGUGCGGGCGGCGCGGAGCGCGCUGAGCCAGGGCAGCGGGGACGCGCGGCGGGCGGGCGAGGGCGCGGCCGGGCACCGCCGCCGGCCUCGCCAUGUCCCAGCCGGCAGGGAGGAUGCAUUGCCGAAAGGCGGGGAUCCGCGCCGCCGUGGUGCUCAUCGGACUCCUGCACAAAUCCCGAAAACAGAAUAAAGAGAAAAGGAAGCAGGAGCUGGCCAACAGCUCUGAGGUGAGCCUCCCAGACCGGCCGCUGUCCCCUCCUCUCACAGCACCUCCCACCAUGAAGUCAGCAGAGUUCUUUGAGAUGCUGGAGAAAAUGCAGGGGAUCAAGCUUGAAGAGCAGAAGCCGGGACCCCAGAAGAAUAAGGAUGACUACAUCCCAUACCCCAGCAUCGAGGAGGUUGUGGAGAAGGGAGGCCCGUACCCUCUGGUCAUCCUGCCCCAGUUUGGGGGCUAUUGGAUUGAGGAUCCAGAGAAUGUGGGCACACCAACGUCACUGGGCAGCAGCAUCUGUGAGGAGGAGGAAGAGGACAACCUCAGCCCCAACACGUUCGGCUACAAGCUCGAGUGCAAGGGCGAAGCCAGGGCCUACCGCAGGCACUUCCUUGGGAAGGAUCAUCUAAACUUUUACUGUACUGGCAGCAGCCUGGGGAACUUGAUCCUGUCCAUCAAGUGCGAGGAAGCUGAUGGGAUCGAGUACCUUCGGAUCAUGCUCAGGUCCAAACUGAAGACGGUGCAUGAACGGAUCCCCUUGGCGGGACUGAGCAAGUUGCCCAGCGUCCCACAGAUUGCAAAGGCUUUCUGUGACGACGCAGUGGGGCUGAAAUUCAACCCUGUCCUGUACCCCAAGGCCUCCCAGAUGAUUGUGUCCUACGAUGAACAUGAUGUCAACAACACGUUCAAAUUUGGGGUCAUUUAUCAAAAAGCCAGGCAGACCCUAGAGGAGGAGCUGUUUGGGAACAAUGAGGAGAGUCCAGCUUUCAAGGAGUUCUUAGACCUGUUGGGGGACACGAUCACACUGCAGGACUUCAAAGGUUUCCGAGGAGGCCUGGAUGUGACCCAUGGACAGACAGGGGUGGAAUCAGUGUACACUACAUUCCGGGACAGGGAGAUCAUGUUUCACGUCUCCACAAAGCUGCCAUUUACUGAGGGAGACGCCCAGCAGCUCCAGAGAAAGAGACACAUUGGAAAUGACAUUGUGGCCAUCAUUUUUCAAGAAGAAAAUACACCAUUUGUCCCAGAUAUGAUUGCCUCCAAUUUCUUACAUGCCUACAUUGUUGUGCAGGCUGAGACCUCGGGCGCAGAGACCCCAUCCUACAAGGUCUCUGUCACCGCGCGGGAAGAUGUGCCUGCCUUUGGCCCGCCUCUGCCCAGCCCCCCUGUUUUCCAGAAGGGCCCGGAGUUCAGGGAGUUUCUGCUCACCAAGCUCACCAAUGCAGAGAAUGCUUGCUGCAAAUCGGACAAGUUUGCGAAGCUGGAGGACCGGACAAGGGCUGCCCUCCUGGACAACCUUCACGAUGAGCUGCACACCCACACACAGGCCAUGUUAGGACUGGGCCCAGAGGAGGACAAGUUUGAGAAUGGGGGCCACGGGGGAUUCCUGGAGUCUUUCAAGAGGGCUAUCCGUGUGCGCAGCCACUCCAUGGAGACCAUGGUGGGCAGCCAGAAGAAAUCACAUGGUGGGGCCAUCCCUGGCAGCCUCAGCGGGGGCAUCUCUCACAACAGCGUGGAGGUCACCAAAACUACCUUCUCGCCUCCGGUGGCAGUGGCAACAGCGAAGAACCAGUCACGGAGCCCCAUCAAGCGGCGGUCAGGGCUCUUUCCCCGUCUACAUACGGGCUCUGAAGGCCAGGGGGACAGCCGGACGCGAUGUGACAGCACAUCCAGUACCCCCAAGACCCCAGAUGGAGGACACUCUUCUCAGGAGAUAAAGUCUGAGACUUCAUCCAACCCCAGCUCUCCUGAAAUCUGCCCCAACAAAGAGAAGCCCUUCAUAAAGUUGAAGGAGAACGGCCGAGCCAAUAUCUCCCGCUCCUCCUCCAGCACCAGCAGCUUCAGCAGCACUGCAGGGGAGGGCGAGGCCACAGAGGAGGGUGACAGUGGGAGCAGCCAGCCAUCUACAACCUCACCCUUCAAGCAGGAGGUGUUUGUCUACAGCCCGUCCCCGAGCAGCGAGAGCCCCAGCCUGGGGGCAGUGGCCACGCCUGUCAUCAUGAGCCGGAGUCCCACGGAUGCCAAAGGCAGAAACUCCCCGAGAUCAAACCUGAAAUUCCGCUUCGAUAAGCUCAGCCAUGCCAGCUCUGGUGCGGGUCACUAAUGUGAAGAAGGAGUCCUUCGCCUGUCUGAGGGAUGCCCCGAUUCUGUCCUGGAGAAGGCUCCUAGUCUGGCAGUUUGGGGGUGCCAUCCACUACUCUGACCAUGGCAGGCCUAUUCCCCACUGGCCAUCUGCCCACUAGGUCUGCUGUCCCAGUAUCCCAAACCGGCUAUGGCCCUGCCCGCUCCUCACCAGCACACCCUGCAGCACCUCCCUAUGUCUGGACAAGGCCUCACUCCUUGAGGUGCUCCUGCUCCUGACCUCCUGAUGUGACAUAUGUCUGGGUGAUUUGUCAUCUUGUUUAGUCUGCAGAGGAAAAGAGCGCUGGGCCAUGGAGAAUCUGGGUCCUUGGGGCUUAGCCAGAGAGUGGGGAGCUGGUCUGCCUCUGAGACAAAGAGUGGGGAGAUGGGGCUCAGAGGCCAAUAGCAGGACAGGGUGCCCUGGUGAGUAGCUGGCAGAGGUGGGCCCUGUCUGUCCUUGGUCACAGUGUGGCGCCUUCCCAGACGCAGCAGGCAGGAGGCUUUACCGGCUCCAGUGCAUUCUAUAGUGGUAGAGGGGCCACUUUCCAGGAGCCAAGAUUCAUAUCAUUCCUAAGCCUGUCCUGAUAAAAAUUGGCUCUGUUGCUCUCAUGUCUCUGGAGCUCUAAAACAUUUUCCUGCUUCUGUGCUAAGAACUUCUCACCCAUCUGCUGAUAUAGGCCUAGGAUCGCCUCCAUCCCUGUUGCUAGUGCACUGUGAGCAGGGUCAGGCUGCUGAAGCUUGGAGACAGAGCUGGUGUGUCUGGGAUGGGGCACUACGUGUGUCCUUAACUGUGGUCAGAACUCUUUGUCCCAUCUAAUUUCAGCAAGGCUCCUGCUUGUCCUUGCUGUGGGAGAAGCCCCAUGGCAAUCUCUCUCCUUUAGGCAGAUGCUUUUUCCAUAAAGGUGCAAGAUUCUAGGAGCAAGAAGGAAUUCAGAGAGAGCAAAUAAGCUGGGGAAAACCUCUGGGCCUGAGGGUUGGGCUGCGGUCUGAGUCUCCACUGGUUGUGGAGGUUCAAGGGAGGCAUAAAUAGUUUAACUUACCACUUAAGAGAGGGGCCGAGGGGAGGUAAGGGAUGACUUGGGUUCUGAUAGGCCAAGAACAUAGAGUCCCUUAGCAACUUAAUGUUCCUCACAUCUGUGUGGGUUCAGUGCUAGCUCGGGGGGUGGGGGUGGGAGAUCUUUCUAGCUGCCAUGCCCCUUGGCUGUGUCUAGGGCACAAUCUCUCAGUCCUCUUCUUUCCCUCUGCAACUGUGGCUCUGUAGGCACUUGUCACCUCUGUGGGAUUCCUGCAACCUGGGCCCCAUCUGAGUAUGGUUCAGAGGUCAAGUGCCCUCAGCUAGAGUGCCCUUCAGGGUGAGCUCUUCUCCUAGGAGCAGCCCCUCUGGCUUCUCACCCAUCCCAGCCUGCAGCGUGAGAGGGUGCUUCUACUGAUCGCCUAGCUGGGUUUUAGGUGGGGCAGCCUCCGAGUAAAAGAGUCUGAAUACCAGAUCCUUGGAGGUGCUGCAUAUUCUGGCACAUAUGGGGCUAGUCGCACAGUACUGCCUGGUGAUGCUUUAAUGAGCAGCUGAGAAGGAUUUGCACAGGGAUCUGGACCUAUUCCUGAGUCAAAGCAUAAGAAUAUUAUACUCAUUUUUACUGAUAUGGUGACAAUUUCCCCAUCACUUUUCCCAUUAGAGCAAAAUUUUGAUCCUUUGUCCUCCAUUCACGUGGAAAUUGUUGGGUCCCAUUUGCAGGCUAGGGGGACCUCUCCCCUCACAUUAUCUGGGAAAUGUGCUUAUGUAAAGUACUAUUCCAGUCAAAUUAUUCUAGUUAGAAGGUCACAAAAUAUCUGUUUAGCUUUUAUUAAAAGUCACUGUAGCAGCACCCACUGCUGGAAUGAGAGCUGCAGAUCCUGGCAACGUCUUGUUGGCUGGUUCUGAAGGAACUUGAAAGGUCAGACUGCAUUUCUUUAAGAACUGUUGCAGGGCUCCGGCUUGCCUGAGUAGCUAGGUUUACAGUUGCUUGGUGGUUGUGCCAUGUUGACACGUGGCCUGGGGUCCUGGGGUUUCUGGCUUGUCCCCAUGCUGUCCCAUUUGUCAAUCUCAUGCCCGCCUGUUCCCACUGCUCUGGCUGCUCCCCUGCAGCCCCCUACCUCCCGGGAGGGCUUUGCCCCUGCCGCUGAGCUGGUGGGCAGGAUGGCUGGGUGUGUCCAGAGGACCUGAGAGGCACAGUCCUGAGAUGUGGUUUUCACCCUUUGUUUGCUACUGGGGUGCUCUGAGCAGGCUGUGAAACACCCCUUCUCUCUGGGUCAUGCCUCACCAUGUCCAGAAGAUCCAUCCUGUGGCUUCUAGGGUGUGUACUUCUAGCUUACCUGUGACACUUCUAGCCCACCCGAGGUCCCAUUGCUGAGAGGGAGGAGGGGAACAAAGAUGGCCCAGUCUCCCCUCGCUCCUUUGGGCCAUGGCACAGGCAGUUUGGUUCUUGGAGAGCUGCUCCCCCCAAGCUCUCCUUGUGUCUGCUCUGAUCCAGAAUGUCUUUUCUUUUAUUGCUGUGCCCAGCCUUGGGGCUCAAAGAUUUGCUCAAGCCUCAUCCACCCUUGUGAUAGCCUCAUCUAGAUGGUGCUCAUGCUGGUAUUUGAGGCAUGUCCACUGUGAUCUCCAUAAAGAGGGUGUUUGCUGGACACAUCUCUUGUGGGGCUUGGGAUUGCUCCACCCCCUGAAGAAACUACUUUUCAGGCACUGUUGGGUACCUACACCAGCUCAGCUGAUGCUUACAAACCGAUGCAGAAAAGCUUGAGGUAGAAGGUUUUAACCAAUUUCUGUCUGUGCUAACGAAUAUAAAAUGGCAUUUCUUGAAAUAUAUUCUGUGGUCCAGCUUUGUCAGCAUCAUCCAAAUGCCCCUUUGAGCAUCUCAUCCGGCCAUGUCAUCGUUCAGAUGAGAAACCUUAGCCCUAGUGAGGGGAAAAAACUUGCUUGAGGUCACAGCCAGGUAGUGGCAAAGCUGGGAUUAAAACCCACAACCCAGGAUCCUUUCUUCUGCACCACCUGCAUAGUUGGCUGAAUAAGUGACUAUAUCUCCUGGGGCCCUGGGUAUUGAGGAAGCCAUUGGCUGGGCCUCUGCACUGGCAGGGAGGUGUCAGCAGUUGGGGGUGCUGUAGUUGCUGUGUUUUCAUUUUUUUUUUCCAUCAGGAGGGAUAUUCUCUUGGAAUUUUCCAUGAGGGCCCUGGGUUUUGGAUGCAGCUUGAGCAAAGAAAAUAAGGAGAGAAUGGGAUUCCAGUGAACUUUGCCCUUUGGUUCUUCAACUUUAACCUGUAAUGAGGGCGGAGGCCAGGGCAAGGAGGCAGUUAAGCCUUGGUGUCCUUUUACUAAAUUAAGAAGAAAAGUGGCAAAAGAAAACUUCACAUCAUUCCCUGAUUCUUAGAUGAAGGAGGUUAAUAAAAAGCUGGAUAUAAGUGAUGAGGAAGGAUAAGAGCUUGUUUUACUUUCUUACCCUGACCCUAUGGUGCCAAGUCAAACACUACCCUUUUCAUUCAUUUCUAAGUCAGUAGAGACAGAUCUGUUUUCAGUAGUCGGGGUUCAAGUAAAUCUUAUGGCUAUACGUGGCUGCCAGGUACCAGGCCAGUCUGCCAUGCUGAGGACCCCAUAGCUCCUCCCCCAGUCUCUAGCUGCCCCUUAUUAAGGAGAGGGCGGGUCAGUAAAGUGUGCCGAGGCUGUCCCUGCAGCCUGGUGGGGGGGCACUUGGAACAUUUUUCUACCAAGCUCUUAUAUCAGUGGCCCCUUGCCCACUCUAAUCCUACAGCUCCCCAUCUCCCUUCUUCUGCCUGGGCCAUGUGCCCCUUUGGGAGGAAGAAGAUCCCCCUUGCUAGGGCCAAAGGCAGCAGAGCCGUGCCUAGUGAGAGGCUCUGGGGGCAGUGGCUCUGUCUGGUGCCUUACUAGCCCUGGGGGAGGGUGCUUGGCUGGAAGACUGGAAUGUAAUUGCCAUCGUCUUUGAUUUUGUGACAUUUCCGCUUGGAAGGGCAAACCCUUCCUUCCCUCUCCUUAGCAUGUGUGCCAACUCCCCCUUGCAACGGGUGCGACUCUUCGACACUCCAGCUUGGGGAGGGCUGACGUCCAAGUGUGAAGAGAUUCCUCUGUGUGAUAGAACCUAAGAACUGUAGCUUGGAAGUGAUAAUCCAUGUGAUGAUGACUUUUCUUUCUUUCCUCUUAGCGAGGAGGUGAUUUGUAGACCCCGACUGCCUCUGUAAUGUAAAUAGUGUACAUUUAAUUUAUUGCUAUGGUAGCACAUUGUAUUUGUUAAUGUAUAAAACAAAUUCUAAAAGGUUGAGAAAUGUAUAUUUUGUUGCUUAAAUGUGUCUUUGCAGAAAUUGACAAUAAAUAACAUAUUUUGUGUCCA
Molecule: messenger RNA, 7303 nt
Organism: Nycticebus coucang (slow loris)
Lineage: Eukaryota; Metazoa; Chordata; Mammalia; Primates; Lorisidae
Gene: RAP1GAP2
Product: RAP1 GTPase activating protein 2
Exons: 24
Coding region: 694-2916 (740 amino acids)
Biological process (GO): activation of GTPase activity; regulation of small GTPase mediated signal transduction
Cellular component (GO): plasma membrane; cytoplasm
Molecular function (GO): GTPase activator activity
Source: RefSeq, a predicted model, not a curated record